Toxoplasma gondii ME49 is the source of this 2746-nucleotide messenger RNA. Its product is annotated as prenylated protein, putative. Gene Ontology annotation, molecular function: SNAP receptor activity. Gene Ontology annotation, biological process: endoplasmic reticulum to Golgi vesicle-mediated transport. The record is from RefSeq and is a predicted model, not a curated record. The transcript is spliced from 7 exons. Gene Ontology annotation, cellular component: Golgi apparatus. The coding region runs from base 1475 to 2110 and encodes 211 amino acids. Lineage: Eukaryota; Apicomplexa; Conoidasida; Eucoccidiorida; Sarcocystidae.
CGCGUCUGUUGUCUCUUCGCGUCUGCCCUGUGUCUGCCCAGAGGAGAAGACAUGCGCCUCACACACGAUUUGCAGGACACCGUCCGCAAGUUCUUCUUUCUCUCUCUUGCUCUCUGUGGUAAACAUUCUCCUGGUUGCUUCUUGCGGUGGAUGCGGAUCGACAUUCACCGCUGCUCUUGUCCAUAAAGGCUUCAGACUUCCUUUUCCCCCAGUUUCUCCUCGAUUUUUCCCCAGCUUGUCCAGACAUGCUGCAUAGACGCCUCUUCUUGGAAGACGCAUCGCCAGCGAGGCCCCUGUUCGCUUUUGUCUUUCUCUGUCCAUCCAAGAAAUUCAAGGAACUGUGCAUUUUCUCACGGAAACAUCUCUCGUUCCCGCAUGUAAAGACAUCUCCUGUCUCGUCCGCGCGCGACUUUUUCUCUUCGAACGCUCAAAGUCCUUCACUCUCUCCCUUGGAUCUCCUUCCGUUCUUCUGCAAAAGCUCCUUUCAGCUUCCCUUCGUUUCUAAGAGCCUCUCUCUCGCGCUCUCUCUCGCUGUCUCUCGCGCUAUCUCUCGCUGUCUCUCGCGCUAUCUCUCGCUGUCUCUCGCGCUACCUCUCGCUGUCUCUCGCGCUAUCUCUCGCUCUGUCGCGCGCUAUCUCUCCGCUCUUUCUUGUUCACCUUCCUUGUUCUCUCGAAGGAGGCAUGUGAAGGAACGCGCGUCCGGCCUCUCUUUUCUCUCCUCUUUUUUCUUUCUCCUUUUCUCCGUCUUUCUCUCUCGGGUGUUCCGACUUUUGUCUCUGCCCCCUUCGACGCAAGAUCCAAGGAGAAGAGAGCAGGAAAAAGAGAAGAGAAAGACGCACAGAGGAUCAACAAGAGGAAGUCGGAGAGACUGAGAAAAGAAGAAGAAAGAGGAGAGACAGAAAAAGAAAAGAAAGAGAAGAAAGAGGCCGAGAAGGAGAGUGAAAUCGGCGGUGAAGCCUUGGAAGGCGUGGAGUAGGCGUUCGACGGUGUCGGCGGUUGCCGCCGACGUCGCGAAAUCCUCUCGCAUAAGUCGAGAAGAGAUCCUCGUCUCUCACGGGAAAAAGAGGAACGACCAUCCUCGACCCAUCCAACUCGUCUUUCGUCUCUCCGCUCUCGUGUCUUAUUUGUCUCCUCCUUUCCUUUUUCUCUCUUCUUCUUGUCCUCUCUUCUCUCUUCUUCUCUCUUCUUAUCCUCUCUUCUCUGUUCUUAUACUUUCUUCUCUGUUCUUCUCUAUUUUCUCUUCUCCUCUUUUCUACCUCUCCUGGUUUUCGGUCUUCUUCCCUUGCUUUGUUUCUACCUCGCCUUCCACGGUGUUUUCUCCUGGGCGUUUCUCUGUCGCCUGUUUUUCCUUCUCGCUCCUCAGUCGUUCUUUGAAAAGAGCAGGCGCUCUCGCGCGUCGCGUCCACCUGGAUGUUGAAAGCGUUCCGGCGCCGCUUCGUCUCCUUCCCAAAGUUCGAGGCUGCCUGCCCGGGAGAUGAAACUCAUUGCCUUGCUGGUUGCGCGCUGCGCGUCCGACGCAGACGCACCUGUCUUUCUCUGCUCUGCCUUCGAGCUUGGAGGGUACGCCUUCUAUCAGCGCCAUUCGAUGAAGGAAGCGUGCAAGUUUCUCGCCAGGACUGCGAUUCCUCGCGUGGGCGUGGAGACUAGAGAGGUGAUCGAACAUGACGGCAGCGUCGCGUUCCUUUACCGGUUCUUCGACUCUCUCGCCGUCGUCGCCAUCGGAGAUGCGAACUAUCCGUCAAGAGUGGCGUUUCGCCUUCUCCAUGAAAUCCACGAAAAAUUCACUCGUGCGGUUCCUGUCGCUCUCUGGUCGAGCGUCGCGCCCGUCGGCAACAGCAGCUGUGCGGCGCAAAUCCAUUUCAAGGACGACCUCGCUCUUCUCCUCCGGAGAUGUCAAGAUGCCCGGAAAGCUGACACACUCACAGCUGUGAUGGAGAAGUCGGAACAGACGCAGAAGGAAGUGAAGAGAACAAUUGACGCAGUCCUCCAGAACGGGGAGAGUCUGGACGAACUCGUCCAGAAGUCUCAGGAUUUAUCGCUUACCUCGAAGCAAUUAUUCAAGACUGCGACGAAGGCGAAGAAGCACUAUGCAUGCUGUAAAGUCCAGUAGAAGCGGCCUGCUGGACUCUGGAUACUCGUCCAAGUCGUUGAGAGAGCGCAUGUCUGUUUUCGAGGCUCGCAGAAAGCCUCAGCGCCGCAGCAAGGCUCUGUCGACAAGAGGAAAAACGGAGAGGAGCCAGAGAACGGAGAACUUUGACCGGAGCAAAGCACGACGAAGGCGCAACGGAGAACGCCGGAGAACAAGAGCAAGAGAAUGGCCGCACAUGGAAAAAGGCGGAGUUGAUCGGCGAAGGACUUCGCAUGGGAUGAAAAAAGGAAACAAAACGUUUCGCAAAAGUGCAUUCGACACAAACACCGCGGAACUCAGGAUUUCCUUUUCACUGACAGAGACCGUCCAGAAUGUGCCAUUUCACUGUGGCUGCAAGAUGGCUUUCCCCAUCUCUGCAGAGUCAUGACUGCUCCGACCGUGAGAAUCGCGUAGAGCUUUCGAGUCGCCGUUUGCAUGCGCGAGGGAGCUGAGCCAAACACCAAAGUUUUCGCUCCUGUCGCUUCGCGAGAUUCUCAAAAACGCAUGCUAUGCUUGAGACAGUUUGAAAAAAGCCAUGACGGCUGCGCGAACUCAAACAGGGUGCGAAACCCAAGCUCCUAGAAAAACUUCUCCCUUCUUAACCGCCCUCGGCCCCUG